Molecule: messenger RNA, 7322 nt
Organism: Coregonus sp. 'balchen'
Lineage: Eukaryota; Metazoa; Chordata; Actinopteri; Salmoniformes; Salmonidae
Source: the annotation of a GenBank genome assembly
AUGGCCAUAGUGGUUAUUAUUUUACUUUGGAAGUACAUGGGGAAACAGAGCAGCUAUGGACAUUUGCCACCGGGUCCUUCACUGAUUCCUCUUCUUGGUAACUUGUUACAAAUUGAUAUGAAACGACCGGACAAGUCCUUCAUGGAGGUCAGUUAAAAGCCAAAAUCUGUUUGAUUUUCUCAAAGUCAAAGAUGGAGCUAUGGAUGCAAGCACUGCAGUCAUAGAUCAAUAUGAUAGUUUUAAUAAUUUGAAGCUACAGAAUACAUUGUUUGCAGGGUUGGGGAGUAACUGAUUACAUGUACUGUCAUCAGUUACAUGUUAUGUGAUUACAAAAAACUGUUACUGUUACCACCCAAAAUAUUGUAAUCAGAUUAGAGAUACUUUAGAAAAAUGAGUUGAUGUGUUAAUUACCCCCCCCCGAAAAAGCAAAAGUUUAAGUUUGUUCCACCUGAGUGAGUCUGAACACAAGUCAGUGUCACGUUCGUUGAAGAACGGGUCAGACCAAGGCGCAGCGUGAUAUGCGUACAUGUUUAUUGAACUUAACAAACAACACGACAAAACAACAAAGGAAACGAAACGUGAAGUCCAAGGUAGUACAGAACAACAAACCUUACACGGAACAAGAUCCCACAACUAGACAGUGCCAAUAGGCUGUUUAAGUAUUGUCCCCAAUCAGAGACAACGAGCGACAGCUGCCUCUGAUUGGGAACCACACCGGCCAACAAAGAACUAAACAUACUAGAUCGACAACAUAGGAAAAGCACAACAAGGAAUAUACACACCCUGACUCAACAUAUAAGCGUCCCCUGAGUCAGGGCGUGACAGUCAGAGAUUUUUUUAUAUUGCCUCAUAAGGGGAAAGUAAUCCAAAAGUAACUGAAAGUAAUCAGAUUAUGUUACUGAGUUUGGGUAUUCCAAAAGUUACGUGUAACACUCUGGCUCCGGGACUAAUGGAUUUGAGCCAGGGUGUAUUUGUUUUGUUGGGUAUUUGUUGUGGGGUUGGUUGUAAGGGUGUAUUCGGUUGGUUGUGUUUUGGGUGUGUUAAUUGUGGUGUCGUGUGACUCCCAAUCGGAGGUAACGAGUGUCAGCUGUCGGCUCGUUAUCUCUGAUUGGGAGCCAUAUUUAUCUGAAUGUUUUCCUGUGGGCAUUGUGGGUUUUUGUUCCUGUUUAGUCUUUGUCACUAUUGGACUUCACAUUCGUCGCUUUGGUUUGUUGUUUUUGGUUGCUUUAAGUAAUAAAGUCAACAUGUUCUUUUCACUCGCUGCGCCUUGGUCUCCUUCACUCCUCGACGAACGUGACAGAAAAACCCACCAAAGAAAGACCAAGCAGCGUGUCCAGGAGCAAGGAGACUGGACAUGGGAGGAGGCACCGGGCAAGGAGAUAGAGAGGCUGGCGAUGGCCCAGGUGGGCACAUCGUGGUCCUGGGAGGACAUGCUCGGAGGCAAGGGACCUUGGGGAAGGAUCAAGGCCCUGGCGAGAGAGGAGCAACGGCGGCAGCAGGGCCAUCGUCGGAGGGUCGUGAGUCAACCCCAGAAAAUUUUUAGGGGGGGGCACACGGCAUGGACGACGGGGCUGACGGAGGAGAAAAGGGGGAGUAUCCAGGAGGCCACCAGGCCAGGGGUACACCGCCCUGUAUGUCCUGUGCGGAUGCCUCACACAGAGUGUGUGAGGGUAGGCAUUCAGCCAGGACGGGUGGUGUCCGCUGUUCGCUCCAGGCCUCCUAUCCGUCUCCACAGCCCGGUCCGGCCUGUUCCUGCCACCCGCACCAAGUCUACGGUGUGCGUCGCCAGCCCGGUCCGGCCUGUUCCUGCCACCCGCACCAAGUCUACGGUGUGCGUCGCCAGCCCGGUCCGGCCUGUUCCUGCCACCCGCACCAAGUCUACGGUGCGCGUCGCCAGCCCGGUCCGGCCUGUUCCUGCCACCCGCACCAAGUCUACGGUGUGCGUCGCCAGCCCGGUCCGGCCUGUUCCUGCCACCCGCACCAAUUCUACGGUGCGCGUCGCCAGCCCGGUCCGGCCUGUUCCUGCCACCCGCACCAAGUCUACGGUGCGCGUCGCCCGGCCAGAGUCUGCCGUCUGCCCAACGGCGCCUGAACUGCCCGUCUGCCCAACGGCGCCUGAACUGCCCGUCUGCCCAACGGCGCCUGAACUGCCCGUCUGCCCAACGGCGCUUGAACUGCCCGUCUGCCCAACGGCGCCUGAACUGCCUGUCUGCCCAACGCCGUCUGAACUGUCCGUCUGCCAAGCACUGCAUAAGCCGCCCGUCUGCCAUGAGCCUUCAGAGCCGUCCGCAAGACCGGAGCCGCUAAAGCCUUCCGCCAGACAGGAUCAGCCAGAGCCUUCCGCCAGACAGGAUCAGCCAGAGCCUUCCGCCAGACAGGAUCAGCCAGAGCCUUCCGCCAGACAGGAUCAGUCAGAGCCUUCCGCCAGACAGGAUCAGCCAGAGCCUUCCGCCAGACAGGAUCAGCCAGAGCCUUCCGCCAGACCGGAUCAGCCAGAGCCUUCCGCCAGACAGGAUCAGCCAGAGCCUUCGGCCAGACAGGAUCAGCCAGAGCCUUCGGCCAGACAGGAUCAGCCAGAUCCGUCAGCCUGCCAUGAGCAGCCAGAUUCGUCAGCCAGCCAUGAGCAGCCAGAUCCGUCGGCCAGCCAUGAGCAGCCAGAUCCGUCGGCCAGCCAUGAGCAGCCAGAUCCGUCGGCCAGCCAUGAGCAGCCAGAUCCGUCGGCCAGCCAUGAGCAGCCAGAUCCGUCGGCCAGCCAUGAGCAGCCAGAUCCGUCAGCCAGCCAUGAGCAGCCAGAUCCUUCAGCCAGCCAUGAGCCGUUCAGCCAGGAUCCGCCAGAGCCGUCCAGCCAGGAUCCGCCAGAGCCAGCCAGCCAGGAUCCGCCAUUGAGUCCGGUGCUGUCCCUUAGCCCGGUGCUGCCCCUUAUCCUGGUGCUGCCCCUUAGUCCGGUACUGCCCCUUAGUCCGGUGCUGCCCCUUAGCCAGGUGCUGUCCCUUAGCCCGGUGCUGCCCCUAAAUCCAGGUGGAGUAAGUUGGAGGGUGGUCAUGUGGAGGAGGCUAGGGAAGCGGGUGGUGACUAAGGUGGGGUGGGGACCACGACCAGGGCCAGAACCGCCACCGUGGACAGACGCCCACCCAGACCCUCCCCGAGACUGUAUGCUGGUGCGCCCGGAGUGCGCACCUUUAGGGGGGGGUACUGUAACACUCUGGCUCCGGGACUAAUGGAUUUGAGCCAGGGUGUAUUUGUUUUGUUGGGUAUUUGUUGUGGGGUUGGUUGUAAGGGUGUAUUCGGUUGGUUGUGUUUUGGGUGUGUUAAUUGUGGUGUCGUGUGACUCCCAAUCGGAGGUAACGAGUGUCAGCUGUCGGCUCGUUAUCUCUGAUUGGGAGCCAUAUUUAUCUGAAUGUUUUCCUGUGGGCAUUGUGGGUUUUUGUUCCUGUUUAGUCUUUGUCACUAUUGGACUUCACAUUCGUCGCUUUGGUUUGUUGUUUUUGGUUGCUUUAAGUAAUAAAGUCAACAUGUUAUUUUCACUCGCUGCGCCUUGGUCUCCUUCACUCCUCGACGAACGUGACAUUACGUUACUGAUUAUAAUUUUGGACAGGUAACUAGCGACAUUUAGAAAGUAAUCUACCCAACCCUGAUCGUUUAGAGACAAUGGAAUAAAACAGCCUUAUUUGGGGUUAUGAGGGGAUAAGAAAGUUGUACUAAGUUCAUGAAGCAGUUAUAAGUUAUAUUCUUCAAGAAUCAAUGGGUUCCUCUCAUCUGUUAUCAGCUCAGUAAGAAAUAUGGCUCAGUGUUUACUGUGUGGCUGGGCCCCAAACCUGUAGUGGUGGUCUCUGGCUAUCAGGCCAUCAAGGAAGCUCUGGUAGACCAAGGAGAAGAGUUCAAUGGAAGAGCCAACCCUGCCAUUACCCUGAAACUCCUUAACGAACACGGUGAGUGAAAUGAAUGGAAGAGGGAUGGUGUGAGAUACAUGUGUCAUAGUCAAUCUGGGUGGAAAUGGACUUUGCUUAGAAGAGGGAACUAAUGUGUUAUGUUCAUCCUAUCUGUCUGUGCCUCUGUCCUGUUGUACUCAUCAAUCUAGGGGUGGGAUCAAGUAAUGGGCAGAGAUGGGAAACUCUUCGCAGCUUCUCCUUGAUGUCCCUGAAAAACCAAGGAAUAGGAUGCAGGAGCCUUGAGGAGAUAGUCCAAGAGGAAGCUAAGAGUCUAGUGAAAGCCUUCAGUGAAUAUGGAGGUAUGUUGUUUUUGUCUGUGACAUCUGUUUGUGUGUGUGCAUCACAGGCUGCUGAGGGGAGGACGGCUCAUAGUAAUGGCUGGAACAGACUUAAUGGAAUGGUAUCAAAGACAUGGAAACCAUGUGUUUGAUGUAUUUGAUACCAUUCCACUGAUUCCGCUCCAGCCAUUACCACGAGCCCGUCCUCCCCAAUUAAGGUGCCACCAACCUCCUGUGGUGUGCAGGCAUGAGUGUUUAUGCUUGUCUGCCGUCUCUUCCAGAUUCCACUGUCAACCCCAAAGAACUCCUGUUCCAUUCUAUCAUCAACCUAUUCUGGUCCAUAGUCUUUGGGCGCAGAUUUGAAUACAACGACCCAGAGUUUCAUAUCCUCUACAAGCCUGUCUAUACAUACUUCGACAUGCUAAAAAGCAAAGUGUCAAUGGUAUGGUAGCACAUACAGUGCCUUCAGAAAGUAUUCAUACUUCCUGACUUCUUCCACAUUUAGUUGUGUUACAGCCUGAAGACAUUAAAUAUCUUUUGAGCAUGGUGACGUUAUUAAUUACACUUUGGAUGGUGUAUCAGUACACCCAGUCACUACAAAGAUACAGGUGUCCUUCCUAACUCAGUUGCCGGAGAGGAAGGAAACCGCUUAGCGAUUUCACUUUUAAAAAAAAUUAUUGGUUGUAUUGAUACACAAUCUAAAGCCUAAUUAAUAACUUUCCAUGGUCAAGGAGAUAUUCAGUGUCUGUUUAUUUUUAUUUUUUAAAUCUACCAAUCGGUGCCCUUUUUUGCGAGGCAUUGGAAAAGCCCCCUGGUGUUUGUGGUUAAAUCUGUUCUUGAAAAACACUACUCAACUGAGAGACCUUACAGAUAAUUGUAUGUGUGGGUUACAGAGAUGGUGUAGUCAUUCAAAAAAUCAUGUUAACCCCUAUUAUUGUACAUGCAACUUAUUAUAUGAUUUGUUAGGCAAAUUUGGACUCCUGAACAUAAUAAGGCUUGCCAUAACAUAACUUGUAUAACCAAUACAUUUUAUUCUUUAUUUUUUAUUAAUAUGUAAAAAUGUAUAGAAUGUUCUUUUCACUUUGAGGUAUUUUGUGUAGAUCAGUGACAAAGAAAUCACAAUUAUACCUAUUUCAAUCCUACUUUGUAAUGCAACAAAAUGUGAAAUAAUCCAAGGGGGGUGAAUACUUAUGAUAUGCACUGUAUGCCUGAUAUUUAUCUAUACCAGCUUUUCCAAAGCAUGGCUUGAUUGUGUCUUAUAAGCUUGCCUGCCAAAAUGGAUAAUGAUAACAAAAGUACAUGGGUCACCAUUAGAAUAUAACAACCAUCCUUUCCUUCCCAUGUUUCCUAUGUUCCGCCUCUUCCAGCUGUACAACAUUUCCCCCAGAAUUGUUGAGUGCUUUCCAGGAAAACACCAUGAGCUGUUUAAGGCCAUAGACAAGGCCAAAGCUUACAUACGAGAGGAAGCAGAUCGUCGUCUUAAAAGCCUGGACACCUCUAACCCCCAGGACUACUUCGAUGUAUUCCUGGUUAGAAUGCUGGAGGUAAAACAGUGAUUGAUUCCUGGAAUUGGAUGUUGAACCUCUUACGUUAUCAAAAUAAUGUAAUAGCACCAACUUGCCACCAGAAGGCACUGUUUUCCUAAAUAUAUGAUAAAUGAUUACUUGGGUUCGAAUCUUUUUGCAAAAGUUAACUUUCUCAUAAACUUUCUCACAAAUCUCUUAUCAGUGUAUGGUUUAGAGGUAUCUUCCAACUUUCCUUAGGAGAAAGAUCAGCCCGGGACUGAAUUCAACUAUGACAACUUGUUUCCGUGUGUGUGGGAUCUGUUUGCUGCCGGCACAGAGACCCAGUCCUCCACCCUGUCACACGCCUGUCUGAUGAUGAUCAAGUACCCUGACAUCCAAGGUAUCCUCUCUUCUAUAUCACUGUUAUUGAAGUUAUACUCAUUUAUUGCAAAUAUAUAGCAAAUAGUAAUGCAACCCAAUUUAAUGGGCCAGUUUCCAGGACGCAGAUUAAACCUAUUCCUGGACUAAAAAGCACUAUAAUGAAUGGAGAUUACCUAUUGAACAUUUGAAUUUGGGUCUGGAAAACCAGCCAAACAAGAGCUGCAACAGAGAGUUUACAUUACAUACCAUGUAAGCAGCACAUACAUGCUGGCAUUUCUUUAUUCUCAAUACACUAUAAACACUGUAUAUAAACAUAAAUGACAGAAUGCAAAUGCUAUGAAGGUCUAUGACUGUGUCUCUCUUCCUCAGAGAAAGUUCAAGAGGAGAUAGACGAGGUGAUUGGCUCGAACAGAGUCCCCACCGUUGACGACAGACAUAAGAUGCCCUACACGAAUGCUGUCAUCCACGAAAUCCAGAGAAGUAUGAGUCUUGCUCCCACUGCUGUCCCUCACCAAAUGACCCGAGACACAACGUUCCACAACUACCACAUCCCAAAGGUGACCACUAUUUCUGCAAAUGUAUCCCAAACGUCUAUUAUUUUUGCUUGUUAAACUGCCAAUUGUUUUAUGUAAGUGCUCUUUUGUUAUUCUUCCAGGGUACCACAGUGUUUCCACUGUUGUCCUCUGUGCUGUUUGACCCCAAACUGUUUAAGAACCCAGAUGAGUUUGACCCAGAGAACUUCCUGGAUGAAAAUGGACGCUUUAAGGAAAACAACGGAUUUCUUGCUUUUGGACUGGGUAAGAUUACGUUACAAGUGGCUAAUAAAAGAAUGAGAAUGUGAAAACAAGAACCACGCCGUAGUAGCUCUCAGAGAAAAAGCCUCAACAUCAUCACACAAUAUAGUUACACAUUGCUUACAUCUUGUUUUAUAUGUUUUGCAUAUCAAACAAGGCCAAUGUGUAGGUUUCAGUCCCAGGAUUGCAGGUUGACUGCUGAAGGUAACCUCUCUCCUCUCCCACUGUCCCUCAGGGAAGCGGUCCUGCCUGGGAGAUGGAAUGGGGAUUCCCAGGAUGGUACUCUUCCUGUUCUUUAUUUCCCUUCUUCAGCGCUUCACCUUCAGGGGCACCAAACCUCCGGAGGAAAUUGACGCCAGUGUAGUAUCCUACUUCGUUGGUCGCCUGGCGCGCCCCUACACCUGCUAUGUCAAACUCAGGACACCAAAUAUUUAA